Molecule: messenger RNA, 1242 nt
Organism: Parnassius mnemosyne (clouded apollo)
Lineage: Eukaryota; Metazoa; Arthropoda; Insecta; Lepidoptera; Papilionidae
Source: the annotation of a GenBank genome assembly
AUGAAAAUGGUGUUGUCACAACGGCAACGAGAGGAGCUGAACAAAGCGAUCGCCGAUUAUUUAGGUAGCAAUGGCUACACGGACGCGCUGGAAGCGUUUAAGAAGGAAGCCGAAAUGACCGGCGAAAUGGAUCGCAAGUUCGGCGGACUCUUAGAAAAGAAAUGGACUUCAGUAAUAAGGCUGCAGAAAAAGGUGAUGGAGUUAGAAUCCAAGUUAUCCGAGGCUCAAAAGGAGUUCAUGGAGGGCGCGCCAACGCGCGGCAAGCGUACGCCCGCCGAAUGGAUCCCUCGUCCGCCUGAAAAGUUCUGUCUCACUGGUCACCGGGCAACUAUUACUAAGGUAAUAUUUCAUCCAGUGUUCAGUUUGAUGGUGUCCUCGAGCGAAGACGCCACCAUUCGUGUGUGGGAGUUUGAGAGCGGCGUGUACGAACGAACCCUGAAAGGGCACACCGAUUCCGUUCAGGACAUUGCAUUCGACCACCAUGGCAAGUUACUUGUAUCAUGCAGUGCUGACAUGUCAAUAAAGUUGUGGGAUUUCAACCAGACCUUUGAGUGUAUAAAGACUAUGCAUGGCCAUGAGCACAAUGUAUCGUCCGUGGCUUUCUCGCCCAGCGGCGACGUCGUCUAUUCAGCCAGUCGGGAUAAGACUAUCAAGGCCUGGGAUGUAGCCACUGGGUACUGUGUGAAGACGUUCAAGGGUCACCGCGAGUGGGUGCGUAUGGUGCGCGUGUCGGCGGACGGCGCGCUGCUCGCCUCCUGCUCCAACGACCAGACCGUGCGCAUCUGGAACACCGACACCAACACCAACGAGUGCAAGAUGGAGCUGCGCGAGCACGAGCACGUGGUGGAGUGCGUGGCGUGGGCGCCCGAGGCCGCGGCCGCCGCCAUCAACGAGGCGGCCGGCGGCGACAACCGCCGCGCCAGCCACCUCGGGCCCUUCCUCGCCAGCGGCUCCCGCGACAAGACCGUCAAGAUCUGGGACGUGGGCACGGGCGUGUGCGUGGCGACGCUGGUGGGGCACGACAACUGGGUGCGCGGCGCGGCCUGGCACCCGGGCGGCCGCUUCCUGCUCACGGCCUCCGACGACAAGACGCUGCGCGUCUGGGACGUGGCGCACACGCGCUGCCUCAAGACGCUCUACGCGCACCAGCACUUCGCCACCAGCCUCGAUUUCCACAGGAGCUUGCCAUACGUGAUUUCGGGCAGUGUCGAUCUGACCGUCAAAGUUUGGGAGUGUCGCUAA